Molecule: messenger RNA, 1058 nt
Organism: Crotalus tigris (Tiger rattlesnake)
Lineage: Eukaryota; Metazoa; Chordata; Lepidosauria; Squamata; Viperidae
Product: avidin-related protein 1-like
Exons: 3
Coding region: 633-947 (104 amino acids)
Molecular function (GO): biotin binding
Source: RefSeq, a predicted model, not a curated record
GCGAUUGGCCUGGUAGCUGUGGGGCUCCUCGCUUUCCUGCUCGGCUGUCCCGGAACCUUUGCCGAACCUCAAAAUUCGGAGCUAGCCGCCAAGGUCAGAUGUGGGGUGGCGGGCGGAGGAUCCCAGCCUCCCUCGGGAAAAAACCCCCGCCACCAGCCUCUGUUGGUGGGAGACGGCGGACUGCGCUUCCUCGGGGUUGACCGCACCCGGUGCCGUCGCGCUGAGCGCCAGAGGCCCUGGGUCCCCGACGGACGGAUGCCCAGCGUUUCCUCCUCCGUGCUCGGUCGCGACUUCGGCAGCCUGCCGCCGGGGCUGGUGCUCUCGCUCGCUGCGCAGAUGACAGAGCGAUCCGCCCGCGGGAUGUCAUCCCGGACGCGGUCUGGCAGGCGCCUCCACCGACGGACUUCGGGAUGCGCCCCCUUUGCCAGCCCCACCCGGCGUGGGCAGCCUUGGGGGUCAGGCACGUGGGAGUAGCGGGUGUUUUCAGAUCCCCCCGGAGAAAAUGGAGCCAGAGUCUCUACCUGUUGGACAGCUGGGCUUGGCUAGCGCCGUGACUCGCUUCCCUCUCCCACUCUCCCGCUCUCCUUUAGUGCUCCCUGCUCGGCAGCUGAAAGAAUGAUCUCGCCUCCACCAUGGAAAUCAACAGCGUCAGUAACACGGGGCUGUUCAACGGCGUCUACAAAACAGCAGUCUCGGACUCUGGCCUGCCCAUCCGGCCAUCCCCGCUUGUGGGUGUCCAGCACCUGGGGGACCAGCCCGUCUUUGGCUUCACCGUCAACUGGAGCUUCGAUGGCUCCACCGCCGUCUUUGCGGGCCAGUGUCUGGUGGACGAGAAAGGAAAGGAGCAGCUGAAGACAACUUGGCUACUGCGUGCGAAGAUGGGAUCCACAGCAGAGGAUUGGGGGGCGACCCGUGUUGGCACAGACACUUUCUACCGCACCAAAUGAGAGGCUGAAGAGAGCAAGGCUUCCCCCUUUUUGCCUUGGGGAGCCUUGGGGAGUGACCCUUCCAACCUCACCCAACAGAUACUCUUCUCCAAUAAAAUGUUUGCCUGAGCA